Hordeum vulgare subsp. vulgare (domesticated barley) is the source of this 1101-nucleotide messenger RNA. RefSeq lists its product as uncharacterized. The record is from RefSeq and is a predicted model, not a curated record. Lineage: Eukaryota; Viridiplantae; Streptophyta; Magnoliopsida; Poales; Poaceae. The transcript has 5 exons. The coding region runs from base 177 to 689 and encodes 170 amino acids.
UCCUCCGCCGUAUCCCUGUGUUUCUCUUCUCUCUCGCCGUUCCAACCCCCGUGAUCGGCUCGGCUCCGAUUCCGCGCCCGCGCGCCUAGUGUGAUCAGCCCAGGGAGCUCGUUGACGAAUCUCGCUCGUAUCGUAUCCACCAGAUCGCCGUCGCCGGCCCACCUGCCCGCGCGCCGAUGGCCUUCUCCUCCUUCACGUGGCCGUUCCGCCGCCGAGCCGGCGCCGGCCCAAGCAAGCCCUCCGCCGCCGCGGAGGGGAAGGAGGAGGACGCGGAGGGGCUCGGCGUCACGCCGCAGCUCCUCGACUUCGUCCGGACGCUCUCCCCCGACGCCUUCAAGUCCUCCGCCCUCCAGCUCCCCCACCAAGGAGCCUCCGCGGAGCUCUCGGACUGGCAGCAGCGGCACGCCGUCCUCGUGCUCGCCAGAGCCAAGGAACUCGCUAAGAUCCGAUAUGAUCUCUGCCCGCGCCACAUGAAGGACAAGCAGUUCUGGACAAUCUACUUCCUUCUCGCCAGGAGCCACAUCUUGCCAUACGAGUUACGUGCCAUACAGAAGGAAAAGGUUAGAAGGAUGGAGACAGAGAACGGGAAGUCAAAAGAUGUGACUACUGUUGAGGUGGAGAUGCAGGAAUCAAGAUGCAGUAGGGAAUGCGAAACGCUACCGGAUGAUUCAGAUCCUCAGGAUUCAUAGUUAAUGUUGUUGACGGCAUAUAUUAGAAGUUUCAGAUGCACGGGCCGAGUGUUCAUUGCGGCUUUUGGAUCGACGAAGUGAUUUGCUGAGAGUGCUAUCGUAGUGCCUGUAUCAAAUUUUGGGUUCUAUGAAUUUUCAUGCAGCAUGCGGUGUCUACUGAUAGCUCAACAUAGCAGAUGCUUGUUGGCUGCGCUGACAUGUAAGCUAAUGGAAACUUGGCCGUGAUCUUGAUCUCAAAUCCAUGACUUCCUGUGUAUUCAUGUGCAGGCUCUUCCCCUCAUAUUGCUUGAGACAUUCACAGCCUUCUGAUUGCAUUGCCCAGCUAUUCUAGAAUUUGACUGGAAAUUCUGCUGCACUGUAACAUUUGUUAUGCACAUUGAGUUGAUUUUACAGGGAUAUCUAGUUGUAUUUA